Messenger RNA from Tuber melanosporum (Perigord truffle), 2304 nucleotides. RefSeq lists its product as uncharacterized. Gene Ontology annotation, biological process: DNA double-strand break processing; mismatch repair; DNA recombination. Gene Ontology annotation, molecular function: 5'-flap endonuclease activity; DNA binding; 5'-3' DNA exonuclease activity. Gene Ontology annotation, cellular component: nucleus. Lineage: Eukaryota; Fungi; Ascomycota; Pezizomycetes; Pezizales; Tuberaceae. The record is from RefSeq and is a predicted model, not a curated record. The transcript is spliced from 6 exons. The coding region runs from base 90 to 1214 and encodes 374 amino acids.
CUCAUAACAUUCUCCUUUCUCCUCCUCGCUCUCACCCUCCCGGUUCGAGAAUCUCCUCCCCCUCUCUCACUUCCGGUUGCUGGGUAAUCAUGGGUAUUAGUGGCCUUCUUGUCAGGCUUGGAUCCAUUCAACGGAAGAAUCACAUCAAAGAAUGGAAUGGGACGACCGUUGGCAUAGAUGCCUACAGCUGGCUCCACAAGGGGGUCAUAGGAUGCGCUAUUGAACUAGCUCAGGGGAAACAUACCCGAGGAUACGUUGAAUAUGCAAUGAGUCGAGUGCAUAUGCUUCGGCACUUUGGUGUCACACCCUACAUGGUUUUCGAUGGUGACUAUCUACCCAGCAAAUCCUGGACCGAGGCAGAGAGAGAAAGGCGACGACAGGAACGUCGAGCCAAAGGAUUGGAGCUCCUUAAGCUUCGGAAGAUGAGGGAAGCCCAAGAGCAACUACAGAAAUCUAUCGACGUCACACCUCUCAUGGCUCGUCACCUCAUUGAUGAAUGCAGGCGGAUUGGUGUGGAGUGCAUUGUAGCCCCAUACGAAGCUGAUGCGCAGCUUUAUUACCUAGAAAAGACGGGUAUAAUACAUGGCAUUAUUUCGGAGGACUCAGAUUUGCUAGCCUUUGGAUGUAAAAACCUAAUCACUAAGAUGGAUAAAUUCGGGGGUUGCUACACAAUUGAUCGGGAUGAUUUCACCGCUAUUCGAGGCUCCGGUUUCUCGCUUUCAGGUUGGACCGACACCGAGUUCCGAUAUAUGUGUAUCCUGAGCGGAUGUGAUUACCUACCUAACAUCCCUCGCCUUGGACUGCUAGGUGCAUACAAACUAGUCAAAAGACAUAAAACACCAGAGAGGAUAAUCCAGUCUGUUCGAUUUGACGCGACCAAAACUGUUCCUGUAGACUACCUAGAUGGUUUUCGACGGGCAAAUUUGACUUUCCUCCACCAGUGGGUAUUUUGUCCCAAAGCUGAAAAGAUGGUGAUGGUUACGGAACCGGACGCGGUGGUGGACAAGCAAUAUCUUGAUGGUUGUGGAAGAGAAUUGGAUGCCGAAACAGCACGUGGAAUCGCAUGUGGAGAUUUAGAUCCGGUAACAAAAAAGCCCUUUGUAUUAGAGUCAAUCGUGGAGAGUGCCAUCCGCUCAGCAUGGAUGAAACCCAAGAUGAGGGUUCUUGAAACUUCCCAAAGCUUUACAUCAAUCUCAAAUUUCUUCAGUAAAUGACCAUUUCAGGUUUUGAAGGUGUGGGGACUAAUUAUUCUUAGAACCACGGGUGGAGCCACCAACAACACCUUUACAAGAGAAGUCUGUCAAUAUAAUAGCCGGCAACCUUGUUCGUUCAGAACCUCAGAUAAAGCUGAAGCCAUCAACUCCAGCCACAAACAAGCGCCUAUUCUCGCAGUUUGAGGUAAAGACAGAUGAGCCGGCUAAGAGGCCACGGAUUUUUCCCGAGAAUGUGCUGGAGGAUUUUAAUGUGACAGGAGAACGAAGUUCCUUCUUCUCGAGAGUCAGUCGUCAGUCGUUUUCUCCAGUGCCACGGAUAGCUGAUAUGCCGGGCCCUCGGACCAAAGCGCGCCCUACCACCAAGAGGACGGAGCAACAGGAAACGCCAUGCUCGUCGGGCUCAUCAAGCUCAUCAAGCUCAUCAAGUCAAAAAAUUAGUUCAUUCCCUACCCCCGAGUCAUUUAAUGCCAAUGAACCCAUAGUCUCGCAGACCGAGGACGAAGCUAUCUCCAAAGUAGCCCUAGGCCUCAAGAGUAAAUACGGCUUCACCUCCGGUCCCCCAGCCCCAGCCUCGAAAAUAUCUCGUAUUCUCACAGAAAGAAGGGACAAAACCAAGGGCCGGCUUCCUGGGACGAGACGCCUCUUCUCAGCUCCUGAGCCUACUUCCAGCCGGAUACCCCAUACAGAGCCCCUGGGCGAUAGCAGCGGCGAGAGUCAGGGCGACAGCUGGCCAGACUUUGUCGGCGUCAGGAGGUCCAGCGCCUCUAGGGAGGUUGCACAAAACGGGUUUGGUAAAUUCGCUUUCCAACGUAAAUGAUGAAUAGUGCUUUGUUACUUUGCUAUUGCUCUCUCGCCCUCCCACCACGAUUACUGGUUUCGAGACAUACAAUUCAAUCCGGAGUUCUUGUUUUUGUUUUUUUACAUUUUCUCCUCUCAUGUGAAGGUUGUAUUUCUGCUCUACAGUAUAUUAUCCAUAGGAGUCGGUGGCGCUAUGGAUACUUGCGGUUGCGUUUGUAUACUAGAUUAAAUAGGGGAGGUUGUAGUUUCAAUGGGCGGUGGUAGCGGUUAAAAUUUGAUAUUUCUUGUGUGG